AAAUAUACACAAAACACAAAAAAAUUUAUAAAAAUAUUAAAAAAAAAAGUUUUCGAACAGAGAAACUAAAAAAAUUAAAUAUAAUUUUACCCUAACCUAAACGUAAUUCUAAGCAACUGAGCGAUACGUGCCGAGCAAUUUUUUAUACCCAAAACUCGAGCCGCGAAAGCUAAACCUAGAUUCUUAAUACCCGAUCCAAAAGGGAUAUGCACGCCACCCGAGUAUCUGCCGAUAUGAAGAUCUUUGCCGCAGAUGUUGCCGAGAGCAGCGCGCCAGCAACAUGCAACGCGGACGUGCAGCAGCAGCAACAACAGCAGCAGCAGCAACUUGAUUUCCGGUCACGAAAAUCCGCAGGAUCACCCGGUUCAAAGCCGGUACAAAGCCAUCUAAAGUUCGGUAAAUACAACAAUAAGACCGCAAAUCUGCUGCGGCAAGUAAACAGCUGUCACAGCAGCAACACCAGUAACAGCAACAACAACAAUUGCAACAGCAACAGCAACAACGAGGCCAGUAAGAGCCAACAGCAGCAACAAUUGCACUACUGCAGUAACAAUCACUCGUGGGCCCGAAAAAAAUAUUUUGGCAACAGCAGCAGCAAUCUGCAGCAACAGCAACAGCAACAACAGCAAUCUUCGUAUUUUCAAAGGCAGCAACAACAACAGAUGCAGCAGCAACAAGAACAGCAAACGCUAAACAACAAUAAUGUGUUGAUGAAGAAUCAAAAUAUAAUUCAACCACUUAUAUCUGAUAGCAAAUCUAGCGACAGCAACAACAACAGCAGCAGCAACACCAGCGGCAACAUCAGCAACAGAAUGGCUUCAAAGCCAGCCAAUUGGCUUAAUGAUGACAACAACAGCAGCAACAUUAGUAGCAACAUAACUAGCAGCAGUAAUAUUAAUAGCAGCAACAUUACAACCAUCAUCAGCAUUAAUAACAACAGCAACACUAAUAAGAGCAGCAACAUUUAUAGCAACAGCAACAACAACAGUAACCACACAAUUACCUGCAGAAACAACAAUAACAAUAGCAUAAGUUCUAAGCAGCGCAAUUCGUCAACAGAAGCAUCAUCUUCCUAUUUUCGUAAAUCUCCGGAAUCUCAAACCUCUAAAGUUUCAUCAGUUUCGCCGGAAACAACAACAGGGACUUGCAACAUCGGUCCGGCAAUAACAGGUUCGAGCACAGGAAAUGGAUCAGAGUCGUCUGCCGAUAAGUCCCAGGAUAAGGAAAGUACACAGGAUUCUGCAAAAGAGAGACCACGACAGCAGCCCCUUAGUUUUUGGAAAACCAACUAUCCGCAGCCAACAGCCAGCCAAUUAAAAGAUAAGGAGACGGUCGCAGCAGUUGUAUCCGCGGCCGCAAUUGCCGCAGCUGCAUCGGAGCAGCAGCAACAGCAGCAGCAGCAACAGUCGUUGUCCUUCGAGCACAGACGAAACUCCUCGGGCUACCAGCAGCAACAUCAGCAGCAUAACUACUACCAAUAUUACUAUCCGCAACCCAAGCAGUUGACCAUCGCUUCGUUUUUGCAAAAAGAACUGCUGCCCGAAAGUAGCGAAAAAGCAAGCAGUCAACAAAACAACAAUAAUAACAACAACAACAAUAACAACAACACGAGCAGCAACAAUAGCAAUCAGAGCAGCAAUGGUAACAGCAACAGCAACACCAACGGUAACGGCAACUUUUCACGGCAGCAAUAUGGCCACCAAUCCGUGGGUUCUGGCUACCAACAGCAACAGCAGCGCUACCGAAAUGCCCACAAUGUCUAUCAGCAUUACCAGCACCAGCAGCAGCAGCAACACCAUGCCCAGCAGCAACAUCACGGCCAGCAGCAACAUUCGCAGGGCAUUGGCAACUCGCAUUUCCGCCGGAAACAUAAUGACAAUAGCAACAAUAAUGGCAGUGGUAUUAACAAGAAGAUGCACUACAGUCCAUUGGGAAAGAGUGGAGAUACAGGAGGAUCUAAUCAUCAUCAUCAGCAGCAACAUCAUCACGCGCAUCAGCAGCAGACCAUUGAGAUCCUGGCCAGCAGCAACUUUAAUGCCAUGCAUCGCAGAAUGCAAGGUGGUGGUGGUAAGAACGGAUAUUACCAGCACAAUUAUCAUCCAAUGGCGGGUGAGGGCGGUGUCACGCCCACUCGCUCGGAGCACCAAAAUAUCUACAACCUCACUUAUAUCAAUGUGGACAUGGAGGCGAAUGGAGGUGAUAACGGAGGAGCAGCAGCAGCAACGCCUCUGAUCAAACGCUCCUUGCUGAGCAAACCGAGUGUAACCAUAACACCAGCUGCGGUCACAACACCAACUAUUGAUAGGACAAUUCCUCCAGGGGUUCGUCCAGGUUCGGCACCAUUAACCAGUUCGGUUUUGCCAACUCGGAACAUGUUCCCAGCUCCACCACCGCUGGCAUUGAUCAAUGGCCACGCACUGAUCUCUCCAGUGGCAACCACCACGCCCACGAAAAUGAUUAGCUGCGCCCAACUGGAUGAGGCCAUAACGGCAGCGGCUGCCAGCGGAGAUCAGUUGGGCACGAGCCCAAGCUUCAACCAGGCGGUGCCCUAUCUUAUUCCCCACCAACAGCAGCCAUCGCAUCUAAUUCCCAGCUGCAGCACAUCACAACCUCCGCCGCCGCCGCCGCCGCCGCCACAGGUGUUCUUUCACUUCGGUGAGGGAUUCUGCAAUCCGGGACAGAGUCAGGCUCACCAGAUGCCUCCGGCUCCCGCGUGGCCGCACUCCACUUCGCCCUGCUACCAAAACUCGUACGGAUCUAGUUGCAGUCUGAGUGGAAAUGGAUCCUCGCCACACAACAAGGACGCCAGUGCGGUUGGAGUGAGAUCCGUUUCGCCAGCACUUUCUUCGUCUUCUUUGGGUGCGGAAUCCCACUGGAGUGGCAUAAGCAACCGCAGUCGGUUGGGCCAUGGAGGCCACCUCUCAAUCUCUCCCACUCCCAGCUCUUUGGGAUCCGCCCAAUUGUCUCCGCACCUGGUUGAAAUGGGAGUUCAACAUCCGAUGCACCAGCAACACCCGCCCCCGCUGUCCACUCACCAUCCACACGGACAGAUAAACGGACACGCAUUGACUCCCUAUCUUCCCCACCGACCACCACCUCCUCCCCCGGCGCCGGUUUCAUCGCCGAUUCCAACGACAGGAGCCGCGGCAGGAGUUCCCUGGUACGAACUCGUCCUGCCCCCCGAUCGCUAUUUGGCCCAAGCCCGAAACGUGGAGGUCGUCGUCCAGCCAGAGAAGCUAAUCUGCAUGUGCAAGUACGAUAACUUGUCCGUCGAAAUCUGGAAGAGAUUCCGGGGAGCUCAGCAGACGCACAAGAAGUUCAAGUCCAAGAUGCGACUGUGGCGAUACCUGUUCCUCUGGAUGAAUCAACCGAUGUUUGAGCGAUAUCGCAUCUGCCUGGUUGGAUCGACCAUCACGGGAUUCGGAACGGACUCCUCGGAUAUCGACAUGUGUCUGCUGCCCGAGCAGGGGCAACAGCACCAUUACCACCAUCACCAACAUCAUUACCAUAAUGAAAAGCGAACCGAGGCCCUGAUUAUCCUUACUCUGUUCAACGCGGUUCUGAAGGAUACUGAGGUCUUUCAGGACUUUAAUCUCAUUGAGGCGAGGGUACCAAUCCUGCGCUUUAAGGACAUCACUAAUGGAAUCGAAGUCGAUCUGAACUUUAACAACUGCGUUGGCAUUAAAAACACUUAUCUGCUGCAGCUUUACGCCCAAAUGGACUGGCGGACACGACCCUUGGUGGUGGUUGUGAAGCUCUGGGCCCAAUAUCACGACAUCAACGACGCCAAACGGAUGACCAUUUCGAGCUAUUCACUGGUGCUGAUGGUGCUGCACUACCUGCAACACGCCUGCGUGCCCCACGUGCUGCCCUGCCUGCACACCCUCUAUCCGGAGAAGUUCCAGUUGGGUCAGCAGGACUGUCUGGACCUGGACCUCAUCGAGCCGAUCGAGCCCUACCAGGCGCUAAAUACCCAGACGCUCGGCGAACACUUGCUUGGCUUUUUCAAGUACUACAGCAGCUUUGACUUCCGAAACUUUGCGAUCUCCAUACGGACCGGUGGAGUCCUGCCGGUGUCCACAUGCCGAAUGGCCAAGAGCCCCAAGAACGACGUGUACCAAUGGAAGGAGCUGAAUAUCGAGGAGCCCUUUGAUCUCUCGAAUACCGCGCGAUCAGUUUACGAUAGUGCUACUUUCGAACGGGUGAAGGCGGUGUUUUUGACCUCGGCUCGGCGACUCGACCACACUCUCGAUUUGGCCACCAUCUUCCGGCCCAUCCACCAUGUUCCGGAGAGCUUUCCCCCACAGCAGCAGCAGUUCGAGCACCACUUGCCCUUCCCGAUUUCCAAUCAGUCGAGGAAUUCAGGUGGUAAUGCUCCUGUGACCAGCAAAUUGACACAAGAUGUGGCCUCGACCUUUGUCGAAACGAAUGCAGCGCAUGUCGCCAUUUAAAAAAAAACCUUUUUUUUUGGUCAUUGGGUCUUAUAAUUGCUUAACAAAAAUAUUUCUUGCAGGAAUUUUCACACGAGGAAAAAUAUAAAUAUUGUGUCCAAAAGUGUUGAGUCGACACAAACAAGAAACUUUGUAAAUUGAAAUUCGAAAAAAAUAUCAACAACGUGAAAAACUGUUUAAAAAGAAGAAUUUCAAUAAACUUAAAUGCAUCUUUCAUCUUGUUAAAUGUUAUUAUAUUCAUUUAUUUAUACUUUUAUAAACUCCAAGUGUAUCAUCGCAUUCCAUUAAUUAUUGUAAACAUCCAAGGAGGCGUGCGAUGUUCGUCCCUCCUGUGGCGUGUAUGUUUUUUUUUUUUCUGAAAAACAAAUUGUCAACCGAAAAUGUAAUAGUCCAUGUUUUGAAAAAUAAAUAACACAAAACAUGCUAA
Drosophila ficusphila is the source of this 4878-nucleotide messenger RNA. RefSeq names its product poly(A) RNA polymerase gld-2 homolog B. Lineage: Eukaryota; Metazoa; Arthropoda; Insecta; Diptera; Drosophilidae. The record is from RefSeq and is a predicted model, not a curated record. Gene Ontology annotation, cellular component: cytosol. The transcript has 7 exons. The coding region runs from base 207 to 4451 and encodes 1414 amino acids. Gene Ontology annotation, molecular function: poly(A) RNA polymerase activity.